AUCGGGGAACUGCUUCAAAAAUUCGAGCCAGCCAAUCAUCGGCUGGAACGGCACCGUCGAUUCUGGACUCCACCGAUGCAGGAGAUCUUCGGGUACGUCCACUUACUCCUGAUUCAUGACCCAUCCAUGCGCAAACAACCGCUUUGCCCACACCCUGACAUGUACCCCGAGGAUCCUCAACUGAUGUUUGGCUUGGUUUGGAGUGGGCUGGGGUGGCCUGAGUGGCAGCUAUAUAAUGGGUGAACAGCACACACCUGCCGGCUGCUCUUUUCGCACGGUACCAUUCACAUCUUGGACAUCCCUACCUACUUUCCCUUCCAUCCUUCGGCUGAUCACAAUGGUGUUCUACAAUACUUAUCCUGGUUUCCUGUAUCGCCAGUUCCUAGUCUGCCCCGCCAAAGCUCCGUCUUCCACUUCCCUUCGCGGCAAAGCGGGCAUUGUCACGGGCUCCAAUACUGGACUGGGCUACCAUGCUUCAGCUCAGUUGCUGGGCCUUGGGUUAUCGCAUCUGAUCCUGGCAGUCCGCAGCAGCUCCAAGGGCGAAGCCGCCCGCAAAUCCCUCCUGGCAUCGCUGCCCGCCUCUGCCAAAGCCCCCGUGGUCGAGGUGUGGGAGCUGGAUCUCGGCAGCUAUGCCAGUGUGCUCUCCUUUGUCGAACGCCUGAAACAGUCGGGGCUGCACAUCGACUUUGCCCUUUUGAAUGCAGGAGUGGCCAAUUUCAACUUUACGGUGAACCAGGCGACCUCACACGAGACCAGUAUUCAGGUCAAUUGGCUCAGUACAGCACUGUUGACCUUGCAGCUGCUCCCGAUCCUCGACAACCAGGCCGCUCAGAAUCUGAACCGCCCUCGCCCGGUGAUCUCGAUCGUGGGCAGCGAAACCGCCGCCUGGGCCAAAUUCAAGGAGGCCCAGAUCGCCCGGAGUCAGCGAUGUUCUCUGAUCCAGGUCUUGGAUGACCCCAAGCACUUCAACAUGGGCGAUCGAUACUAUACUUCGAAGCUGCUCUACCAGCUGUUCUUCCUAGAGCUGUUCCAACAUCGAUCCACCGGCAAACGCUCCACGGGGGCCAUUCUCAACUUGGUGAACCCCGGCUUCUGCUAUGGCUCAGAACUGCAUCGCACGGCUGAAGGCGCAUUUGGCAAGAUUUUGGGGGGAAUGAAGAGGGUGAUCGGUCGAUCGGUGUCGAUGGGGGCUCGAACUCUGGUUCAUUCUGCGGUGUUGGCCGGGGAGCCCUCUAAUGGCCGUUACCUGAGUGACAACAAGGCGGCUCCUUUUGCAGGCUACGGGGAUAGUGACGCGGGGCGAUUCACUCAGGACCAGGUCUGGGAUGAGACGAUCUUGGAGCUGAAGCAAAUUGUGGACCUGAAUGAGCUAGUGUCGCAGAUUUGAUCCUAUUUGCUGUUGUUGUUGGUGGUGGUGUUGUUUUCCUCUUUCUUUCCUCUUCUCAUUUCUUUGCCGGUUUAUCUAGCAGUCACUCAGUGUUAGGGUUGCAGUAAAUCAAGUGAUGAUGCACGGAGUACUCUGUAGUCAGCUAACUUACUGGGAGAACGAGUCAGGGGGCUGACUACGGCGGACGAUUGCAGCCAUCGGGCAAAUAAGUUUUUGCUUAGUGUUUUGCCGGCAGAAUUAAUUCAUCUUCUAAAU
Aspergillus uvarum CBS 121591 is the source of this 1642-nucleotide messenger RNA. RefSeq names its product NAD(P)-binding protein. Lineage: Eukaryota; Fungi; Ascomycota; Eurotiomycetes; Eurotiales; Aspergillaceae. The record is from RefSeq and is a predicted model, not a curated record. Bases 236 to 1387 code for a protein of 383 amino acids. The transcript has a single exon.